Molecule: messenger RNA, 855 nt
Organism: Baudoinia panamericana UAMH 10762
Lineage: Eukaryota; Fungi; Ascomycota; Dothideomycetes; Mycosphaerellales; Teratosphaeriaceae
Exons: 2
Coding region: 1-855 (284 amino acids)
Biological process (GO): peptidyl-proline hydroxylation to 4-hydroxy-L-proline
Cellular component (GO): endoplasmic reticulum
Molecular function (GO): iron ion binding; L-ascorbic acid binding; procollagen-proline 4-dioxygenase activity
Source: RefSeq, a predicted model, not a curated record
AUGGCGAAAGAUACAUCCGCACCCUUUCGAUGGCGGACGGUGGUGGAAGUGGCUGGCAUAGCUGCUAUCAUAUACGUCCUGUUGGGUGCGCCAGGCUUGCCAUCUGCAUGGCGGACUGGAAGGUCGGCUGAGAAGGAUACGCCGGCUGUUCGAACAAAGAUUGAAUCGCUCGUCUCCCCUGCAAAGGAGCUGAACUGUCCCACCCACAAAUACGAGACCCACGUCUUCUCAUCAAGCCCGUUGAUAUUAUACGUUGAUGGCUUCUUGAGCGACUCCGAGGCUGAACAUCUCAUCGACAUUAGCGCGGAUAAGUGGCAAAUUUCCACCGUGUCCACGGACGGCAUUGAGAGGACUGACGAGUCGGUUCGCAAAUCGGAAAAAGCACUUGUUCAACGUGACCUUACCGUGCAAUGUAUUGAGCAGCGUGCGUUGUCGUUCCAAGGCUGGCCUCAGGAUACGUUCAUCGAACGUUUGUGGACCCAGCGAUACAACGAAAGCGGCCAUUUCGCUCCCCAUUUUGACUGGUCUACGGCGACCAAGACAGCAAGACGGGUAUCGACUUUCAUGGUGUAUGUUAGCGCUAAUUGCACUGGUGGUGGUACGCAAUUCCUCCGCAUUGAAAGGCCACAGGCCGAAAGUUGGUGCCAAUUUGUUGAGUGCAACGUGCAGUCAGAAGGUGUGACCUUCAAGCCUCGCAAGGGCGCAGCGGUCUUCUGGGAGAACUUCGACGCCGAGGGCAGAGGCUACAGGGAGACAAUGCACGCUGGCUUACCUGUGGAGAGCGGAACCAAGAUCGGUCUGAAUAUCUGGAGUUGGUAUCAAAAAGGGUACAGAGUCGAUGACGGCGAGCCUUGA